Molecule: messenger RNA, 2970 nt
Organism: Anguilla rostrata (American eel)
Lineage: Eukaryota; Metazoa; Chordata; Actinopteri; Anguilliformes; Anguillidae
Product: ankyrin repeat and SOCS box protein 12-like
Exons: 3
Coding region: 214-1167 (317 amino acids)
Biological process (GO): RNA processing
Molecular function (GO): RNA binding; protein binding; RNA nuclease activity
Source: RefSeq, a predicted model, not a curated record
GUGCUGUGUCAGACGGUGACACUGUGCCUCAGCUUAUAUGUCUGUGUCCACUGGAAAUAGCCCCUUCCCAGUACGCUCUGUCUGUUCAAACUACUGUUGCAGCAAUGAGAGCAGGAUAAAUCUACGCAACCAACCUCAUCAUCAUCAGUGUUUGUAAUCCAGUCAAGUAUGGAUUUUUGACAGAGAUGGAGUCUUGAGAAGUUCCUUUGAAUAAUGGUGCUUGGAAAAGCCAUAAACAUGAGUUUGAUGGACAUAUCAAAGAUUUUCUCCAUGCUCCACCCCAAAGAGGAGGAGGAUGAGGAAGAUACUGCCGAGAGCCGGCUGCUUAACCAAUCCGUCUCCAACGAUGAUGCUGGACUCCUCGCUGAGCUGCUGUCCCAGGAGAAGUACAGGAAGUUCAUCAACAGCCGGACGGGCUGGGGGGUUCCUGGUACCCCUCUCCGGACAGCGGCAACUCAGGGCCACCUCCGGUGCCUGGAAGUCCUCCUGGCCCAUGGCGCAGAGGUAGACAGCCUGGACGUGAAGGCCCAGACCCCGCUCUUCACUGCCGUCAGCGGGAAGCACUUGGACUGCGUGGUGGCGCUCCUGAAAGCUGGGGCUGAUCCCAAUGGCAGCGUGUACAACAACUGCUCUCCAGUACUCACGGCUGCCCGUGAGGGGGAUGUGGACAUCCUGAGAGAGCUCCUCCAGCAUGGGGCUGAGGUCAAUGUCCGGCCAAAGGUACCCGAGUGGGCAACCAAUGCCACAGCCUGUACUGGCCCCCUGUACCUCUCUGCAGUUUAUGGACACCUUGACUGCUUCAAGCUGCUCCUCCUUCAUGGCAGCGAUCCAAAUUUCAACUGCAUCGAGGAGAAGAUGCUUGCCAGAAUCAAGCAGCCUAAGACCGUGCUGGAGAUGUGCCUCAGGUACGGCUGUGGUAUAGAGUAUAUCCAGCUGCUGAUAGACUUUGGGGCAAAUGUCUACCUGCCCACUCUCAUUAUAGACAAAACCACCAAGCAAAAUGAAGCCGUGCUGCUGCUACUCAAAGAAAGAGUUUGCCCCAAAUCACUGAUGUCUCAGACACGGCUGGCAAUCCGAAGCUAUCUACGUACAGCUAACAAAAUGCGUUCCAUCGAUCUUCUGGAUAUCCCCCCAGUACUGAGGAACUACCUGAAACAUGUCACAUGAUGUCACUUGCAGUAACGCUAGUAUGAGGACCUCCUCACACUUGCAAAUGACACUGAGCACAAACUACUUUCUUUCUGUUUUUCUUUGAAAUAUGUAGAUAUAUAUCAUGAUUCAUAUUUUUUGCUCUGUAGAAACCUAAACAAGCGUCCACCUCAACCUAAAUUAGUCAAUUUUUUACUCUGUUGACGGCUGGAUAUUUUCUGUCUCUGUAAAUCUCCUUCAAAGGCACAUCUGAACUUCCAACCAUCUGUUUAUGGACCAGGUACAAAUAAAUAGAUUUUCAUUCUUCAUUUUUUUUUUUUUUUUUUACCAUUUAACAGUAGAUAAUUGAUAAUAUAAUUAAAUUCCAUAUACAUUGCCAUUAAUUGAGGUUUAACCAAUCAUUGUUAGUUAUCAUGGUGGAUUAAGGGUUUUUUGAGUCACAAAAAAUGGCUUUAAUGAAAUCAUGAAGUGGAGCUGCAUGUAAUCAUGUACUGUAUUUGAGAUUAUGUAUUUUAAAUAAGAUUUUAUUGAUAUUGUAUCACUUAAAUAAAAAAAAUGCGCAGUUUUUUAUUAUUAUUUGCUGAUUAUGUUAAUUUAAUCAGACCUUUUUUCUCUGUGCAUCUCUGUAAGAAUUUUAUACUUUCUACUUAAAAAUUAUGCAAUAAUAGUUUUUCUUUUUUUUUUUUACCAAACCAGCUUUUGUGGAUGUGAAAUGUAGACAUAUCUUCACCAAUUUAUAGUAUUGAUGUUUUCAUAAAAAAAUGAGUCAGUGAAGGUAGUUUUUCCCAGACAUGAAUAUGAUGGAAAUAAACUAAGUAAGUUAAACUAGUGAAUUGAGCAAGGCAGGGCAAUUAAAUGCACAAAAAAGGCAGUUUUAAAGUCACACCACAAAGUCUGCAGAGCCUGUUAAGCAAAUCAACAGAACCUGUGAUUUCAUAUCAAGAAAACCUUAUUACUUGCUAGUAACUGUUCUUAAAUGAAAGAUCCAGACUGCAUUGUAAUUUAUAUCACUGGGUGAUUGUGUCAUUUUGAUGUUUAACAUGAAAGAAAAUUAUAUGCCUUCUUUAUCUAAUCAGUUCACCAUGCUUCUUUAUUGAAAUUACGAAGUCAACUGCCCUUGUUGGUCCAAGCUGGUCAUGUGGCCUGGACAUGGAAUAUCAAGAACUCCCGUUCAGACAGAGGUGGAUCUCGUGCCACAUAUUUGUGCUCUUAUUGGAUAAUGCAUGAAAUCAGUUGCAUGGCUCUGGUUUGAUAUUAACUCUAUAUAACAACGGGAAUCAGAUUUGUAAGUGGGCUGUAUAUUGCGUAUUCUUUUUCAUUUGCAUACUUUUCGAUUAGUGUAAGCAACUAUUUCUGGAUAUAGGCAUGUCAAUGUUCUGGGAACAAAUAUACUUAAACCGUAUAAAAAUGGCACAAAAUAUGUAUUGUCAACAAAAAACUAUACUUUUAAACUGAACAUGAAUAAUAUAUCCACGGUGUAUAAACAAAGGUGUAUACUUAAAUUUGCUGUACAUGUGCUGUUUGUACAAGCAAUCGAAGAGCUUCUAAUAAACUGUAUGAACGUAUGUUCCAUAAAACACGCUAGAAAUAAGACGAGCGUGGUUUCUCUGAGAAUGUCCCACCCACCUCAUACUAUUUGCCCCCUUGUUCCUUUCUUUUUCUCAAUUGGGUCCUCCCCCCGUCAUUCAUUUUCUGUCGCAAACGGUCCAGCCUUUGUUUGCUGGUAACAAGUAUGUACAGCUUCGACGGCUUGUUUCAACAGGAUGCAAAGAAGUAACAUGGUGUUAACUUGUAGCUUGAUGUAUUAUCAGUGAAUGAAAG